This is a messenger RNA of Zonotrichia albicollis (white-throated sparrow), 1528 nucleotides long. The record is from RefSeq and is a predicted model, not a curated record. Lineage: Eukaryota; Metazoa; Chordata; Aves; Passeriformes; Passerellidae.
CGGGGUGCAGGCCGUGGUUCGGGGUGUCCUGGAGGGCACAGACGGUGGUGCUGGUGCUGAAGCAGCAGCUCUGGACUGGAGGAAAUGUGAUGCAGUUGGGAAGAUCCUGGCUGCCUGCCCCCAGCAGUGCCUGUCCCUCGAGGACUACUACAGACAGGUGUGCCCCCAGAUUCUGGACUUGCUGCACGUGCAGGACAAGGUGUCAGCGCGGCAGUUCCAGCGUGUGGCCACCAGCACGGUGCUGAGCAUGGCCAGGGAGCAGCCCCAGCUGGCAGAGAGGCUCCUGCUGCAGCCCCUGCUGGCGCCGCUGCGCCGCUGCUCCGAGGCCACAGAGCUGGCACUGCAGGAUUUGACAGCAGGGGCCGUGCUGGUGCCAGAGGCAGAGCUGGGCUGCUGUGUGGAAGAUGUGCUCAAGGUGUUUGUGGUUGGCAAUGACAGCUCGAGCCUGCUGCUGGGAUCCCUGCAGCCAGUCCUGGGAGUGGUGUUUUCCCUCUAUUCCUUCGCCAGGCAGAAUGUGUCAUACUUACGCUCCCCGUGCCAGGACAUCCUGCUGUGGUUCCUGGAGAAGGCAGAGCGGGAGCAGGCCCUGGCUGUGCUGGGGGGCCUGGCUGGGCUGAGCAGCCACGUGCCCACCCUGCACCCACGGUGCCAGCUCCAGGUGGGCAGCGAGGGCGGUGCUGCCGUCGUCCUGCAGGAAACCAUCAGGCUGGGUGCCAGGGGUUCUGGGGGUGUUUGUGCUGGUGGCACACUGACCUGUUUCAGCGAUGAAGAUGAGGCCCUGUACCAGAAGAUCUCCUUGGAGCAGUGCCAUGUGGAGAGCUUGGUGGAGCUCCUGUCCCACUGCCAGAAGAGUGGUCUGGCUGGAGACUUCUUCAUCCACUGCCUGAAGGAGCUGACUCAGGUGGCUGCGGAGGAUGAGGAGGCUCCAAACCCAGCGGUGGAGCCUGGAGGGAGUUUGCUGGAGCUGGAGCAGCACCAGGCCAGGCAGGGGAGGAAGCUACUGGUCCUGCAGCUGGUGGCCGCGCUGUGCCAGGGCGUCUCGGACACCGUGUUCACUGACAUCGAGCAGGUGUUCCUGGAGAAUGUGCAGCACGAGGACGCCUUUGUGUACCUCUCAGCCAUCCAAGGCGUUGCCCUGCUCUCCAGUGAGUAUCCAGAGCGGAUUCUGCCCGUCCUGCUGGCACAGUACGAGCGCCCAGCACAGGGCAAGGAGGACACCAUGGCUGCUGUCACCAGGAUGAAGCUGGGCGAGGUGCUGAUGCGUGUCACCCGGGCACUGGGGGACAUGGUGUUCCGGCACCGGGAGCCGCUGAUCCGCGCCUUCCUGCGGGGAGCCCGCGUGCCAUGAGGAGGGUCCUGUUCCCCCCGCAGACCCUGGAGAAGAAGAUCGUGGUGCUGCCAUAGCGGGGCUGAGCCCCUGGACAUGAACUGCUCCUCUCUGGGGACAGGGCUGUGCCCUGCAGGAUGCCGCUGGCGGUGUCGGGAGGGAGGGAACCUCGCUGGGAUGAGGUGUGGGAUUAAACUGAGA